Molecule: messenger RNA, 1326 nt
Organism: Miscanthus lutarioriparius
Lineage: Eukaryota; Viridiplantae; Streptophyta; Magnoliopsida; Poales; Poaceae
Source: the annotation of a GenBank genome assembly
AUGCUGCCUCCGUUGGCUCUAGUGAUGAAGUGGCGGAGGGUGUACAUGACUGCUCUACUACGGCGGCGACAAGCACGGAGGCCGAGCAUUCGGCUACCUCCGCCGCUCAUGAAGGGGGGAUUUGUUGAUGCUGCUCUGCAAGGGCUGGGUGGUCCCGCCACCACUGACUCCCCUGAUGUUGAACUCAUGCCUAAUGUAUUGGGCGAUGAGUCAUCUGGCUACGAUGGCGGUGGUGAUCUUGUUGGAGACCGAGUUGCAUCCGAGGGCCGUAGUCGGCCUAUGAAGGCUCCUCUUGUGGAGGAGUCUGAAGAUGAAUCUGAAGAUGGUGACCUGACGAAGUCCAUGGGGGUCUCUUUGGACGGGGAGAUUUCUGUUCCCCCUGGCGUGGAUCUUGCCCGUGUUGGCUUGGGAGCUCCCCUAAAGGCAUCGUUGCUUCCGGGGGCCGCCAGCCCUUCUGGGGAUAGCGGUGUUGGUGCCGAAGGGAAUUCUGCUGACACACUAAGUGGGUGGGCGGAGUGUCUAAGUGCUCUUUAUAAGGAGAUAGGAGGCCGAGCGUGUCACCAUUUGAAGAAGGUGAACUUCUAUCAGUUGCUGCGGUACAACUUGGAGCAGCAAUGCUUGGCUACACAAGAAGUUGUGAAUAGCAAUGUGGCCCUCGAGGCUCUCCAGGCCAAGUCUGAGAAGGUUGAAGCUGAGAAGAAACAGCUUGCUGAGGAGGUUGUUGGCCUUCGCUCGGGUCAGAAAGAUCUUGAUGAACUGAAGGGAAAAAUAGAGUCUCUAAGCAAGGCGCUUGAUGGGUCGAAGGCUGCAGAACAGUUAGCCCUGGAUUGUGGGCAAAAGGCCAAUGAUGCCGCUGCCAGCCUUCGCAAGGAGGUUGAUGCGGAGAGAGAAUCUAGCCAUGCUUUGGGCGCUCAGGUGGAGUUGCUGACGAAGCGUUUGGAGGAGGCGAUCGUGAUUGGUCUCUCGGCUGCUGAGCUGUAUGUGAACGCCCUUGGCGAGUUUGCUACCAACCUGUCAAAGACCUUAAUUAAGUCUGGCUACGGUCAUGUGGAGGCUUUGAAGGACAGGAAGGAUUUCGAGAGCCCGGCAGAUCUUGGGGAGACAUCUGGAAAUCUGACCAAGGCGAUGAGGAGCUUCAUGAAGUCCUUCUGGCUUAGGUUUGGCUGUGCCAAUGCUCGCUCCUUGGCGGAGGCACGUCAUGCUGCGGACUUGAAGAAGGCGCAGGCCCGCCGUGUUGCUGUGGAGGCGCAAAUUUCACAAUCUCAGAGGGUGCCCAACCAGGAAGCUACUCCUGCUGCCGGUGUUGAGAAGACUCCGGAGGUCUAA